GCCAUGAACUUCUCGGAGCUGUUCAGGCUCUCGGGACAGCUCGGCCGGUUCUCCCCCGACGGGAAGUGCCUGGCUUCGUGCGUGCAGUACCGCCUGGUGGUGCGGGAGGUGAGCACCCUGCGGAUCCUCCAGCUCUACACCUGCCUGGAUCAGAUCCAGCACAUGGAAUGGUCCUCGGACUCCCUCUUCAUCCUCUGUGCCAUGUACAAGCGUGGGAUCGUGCAGGUCUGGUCCUUGGAGCAGCCAGGCUGGCACUGUAAGAUAGAUGAGGGCUCAGCAGGAUUGGUGGCUUCAUGCUGGAGCCCCGAUGGUCGUCACAUCCUCAACACAACAGAGUUCCAUCUGAGGAUAACUGUGUGGUCCUUGUGUACAAAAUCUGUGUCUUACAUCAAGCAUCCCAAAGCCUGCCAGCAGGGAAUAGCUUUCACGAGGGACGGCCGCUACAUGGCAGUGGCUGAGAGACGAGACUGCAAGGACUUUGUCAGCAUCUUCGUGUGCAGUGACUGGCAGCUUCUCAGACAUUUUGACACUGAGACACAAGAUCUCUUUGGGAUUGAAUGGGCUCCUAAUGGCUGUGUUCUGGCAGUGUGGGAUACGUGCCUGGAGUAUAAAGUAUUGCUGUACUCCCUUGAUGGCAGACUGCUCUCCACCUAUCAGGCUUAUGAGUGGUCAUUGGGCAUCAAAUCAAUUGCCUGGAGUCCCAGCAGUCAAUUUUUGGCAGUUGGCAGCUAUGAUGAAAAGGUGAGGAUUUUGAACCACAUAACUUGGAAGAAGAUCACAGAGUUUGAGCAUCCAGCAACUGUUGUUAAUACCAAGACUAUUGUGUAUAAAGAAGUGGAGAAAUCCUCAUCUGUUGAAACAGAGAGACUUUCUUUCCCUCCAACAAGAGCAUUGGCUAGUUCUCUCUUCAGCACACAAAGUAAAUAUGACAUUGCCCAGGUGCCAGUUUCUUUACAGUAUGUCAAACCAGUUGCUGACAGGGCAAAUCCCAAAAUGGGAGUUGGGAUGUUGGCGUUCAGUCCAGAUAACUGUUUCCUGGCAUCCAAAAAUGAUAACAUUCCUAACAGUGUCUGGAUCUGGGACAUUCAGAAGCUGAAGCUGUUUGUAGUCUUGGAGCAGCUCUGUCCCAUCCAAUCUUUCCAGUGGGAUCCACGACAGCCCCGGCUGGCUGUGUGUACAGGAACCAGCAAAGUCUUCUUGUGGUCCCCAGCUGGCUGUGUGGCAGUGCAGGUGCCAAUGGAAGGUGACUUCCAGAUUGUCUCCCUCUCCUGGCAUUCCAGUGGAGACUCCAUGGUGCUCCUGAGUAAGGACAACUUCUGUGUGUGUUACUUGGAAAGAGAAGAGGUAAAAUAACAAUAGUUGUUGUUGUUUGAAAUGCUGACAGGCUUGUGAGCAAGAGUGAGGAAAGGGGUCAAACCCUGUUGCCCAAUCUGAAGUGUUUGUAUUUAUAAAUUAUUUAUUUGAAGGAGCAUAACCAAACCCCAAUGUGUAAAGUUCUGUGAUUGCCUCUGAAGGAAGUGAUGUAGCAACUGAAGUGUAGAGAAUGAAGUCUGGAUUUCAAAAACCUUUAGGACUGAUCUAGUUGAACUUUGUCAGCUAUGAAACCUUAU
This is a messenger RNA of Calypte anna (Anna's hummingbird), 1610 nucleotides long. RefSeq names its product WD repeat containing, antisense to TP73 (gene WRAP73). Gene Ontology annotation, biological process: mitotic sister chromatid segregation; microtubule anchoring at mitotic spindle pole body; protein localization to mitotic spindle pole body. NCBI's taxonomy places the organism in Eukaryota, Metazoa, Chordata, Aves, Apodiformes, Trochilidae. Gene Ontology annotation, molecular function: protein binding. The coding region runs from base 4 to 1353 and encodes 449 amino acids. The transcript has 12 exons. The record is from RefSeq and is a predicted model, not a curated record. Gene Ontology annotation, cellular component: MWP complex; mitotic spindle; microtubule organizing center.